Colletotrichum karsti is the source of this 1392-nucleotide messenger RNA. RefSeq names its product glucose/galactose transporter. NCBI's taxonomy places the organism in Eukaryota, Fungi, Ascomycota, Sordariomycetes, Glomerellales, Glomerellaceae. Gene Ontology annotation, molecular function: transmembrane transporter activity. The record is from RefSeq and is a predicted model, not a curated record. The transcript has 5 exons. Gene Ontology annotation, biological process: transmembrane transport. Bases 1 to 1392 code for a protein of 463 amino acids.
AUGGGCGUCAAACAGUUCUUCAAGGAUCGGUCCUUGCGACAGAAGGAUAACGUACGAACGAACGCCGCCGAGCUCACCCUGAAGGAGUCGCUCUUCCCCAUCUUCCUGGUCACCAUCCUAUUCUUCCUUUGGGGUUUCUCGUAUGGUUUACUCGACACCCUCAACAAGCAUUUCCAAACUACCCUUGGUAUUACCAGAGCCAGAUCCUCCGGCUUGCAGGCUGCUUACUUUGGUGCCUAUCUCUUUGCAAGUCUCGGUCAUGCAGCAUGGAUUUUGAGACACUGGGGCUACAAGGCGACCUUCGUCUUUGGCCUCUUCCUCUACGGCCUCGGCGCCAUCAUCGCGAUCCCCUGCAUCAUCGCCAAGAGCUUCGGCGGCUUUUGCGCCGCCAUUUUCGUCAUCGGUAACGGCCUUGGUGCUCUCGAGACGGCUGCGAACCCGUACAUCACCGUCUGCGGCCCUCCUAAGCACAGCGAGAUCCGAAUCAACAUUUCACAGGCCUUCAACGGUAUCGGCACCGUCGUGGCCCCCGUCAUGGGAUCAUACGUCUUCUUCAACUUCGACGACGAGCGCGCUCUGAAAAAUGUCCAGUGGGUGUACCUCGCGAUUGCCGUCUUCGUCUGGUCCCUCGCCAUCGUCUUCUGGCUCUCGCACAUUCCCGAAAUUACCGAUGCCGAUAUGGAGUUCCAGGCUGCUGAGACGCACGCCAACACCGACAAUCAGUCGUUUUGGAAGCAAUAUCGUCUGUUCCAUGCGUCCUUUGCGCAGUUCUGCUACACCGGUGCCCAAGUCGCCAUUGCUGGCUUCUUCAUCAACUAUGUAGUUGAGCUUCGAGACAAUACGGAUGCGACUCUGGGUGCGAAGUUUCUCGCCGGCGCUCAAGCGGCUUUUGCGGUUGGUCGUUUCGUCGGUGUCGGCAUCAUGCACUACGUCAAGCCCCGCUGGGUUUUCAUCGCCUUCCUCACUUGCUGCGUCAUCUUCAUCGCUCCAUCCAUCGUCCACCAUGGCAACACCGGUAUGGCAAUGCUCUACAUUGUCCUAUUCUUUGAGUCCAUUUGCUUCCCGACUAUUGUCGCGCUGGGUAUGAGAGGUCUCGGAAGGCAUUCGAAGCGAGGCAGUGGCUUCAUCAUUGCUGGUGUCUCUGGAGGUGCCGUUGUGCCUCCUUUGCUCGGAGUUGUUGCCGAUAACACAAACAUGGGAACCGCCAUGGUCAUUCCUCUCAUCUUCUUCGUUUUGGCGUGGAGUUAUGCCUUCGCCGUCAACUUCGUCCCUGCCUACAGAAACGUCGUUGAUGCUUUUACCACUACCGAGGUUGGCAUCAGACCGGUUGAGGAAGAGAAGGGGGGCAUCGAGGCCAUUGAGGAGAAAAACACUGUCCCUACGGUGCGAUGA